UUACUGUCGUUAAAAAUAAAAUGAAGAAUUGUGUGGUAAAUAAAAGAAUAAAAAAUUGUUAAAAUAAAAAAUAGAUUAGAAUAUUUGUGUGCACGAAGUUCUACUGGGGUCUUUGUGGCUUCAACUUUGUAGUCAAACAAAUGUUGGAGAAGCAAACAGUUGACUUGAUAAAGUCUUGAUAUAUUCAAAUUAUCAAUCAAUAUAAGAAAAGAAGUAGGCGUCAAACAUAUUACAUUCAAACGCUCUUCAAUGCGCAGUAUUUUAGUACAUCUUAACCUAUUGAGACAACUGUUGUAAAAUGUCUACGAUUUUGAUCUUUAGUAGAAAAGCUUCUACAAGGAAAGCUCUCUAAAAGGGUUUAUAUAAUUAUUCCGUUAUUAUAGAAUGUUACCGACUCUUCAUAGCUUAAUGAGGUGCUCCUCAAGCGUUUUACAACCGGCUAGCACAACCGGUAGCAUUAGGUUGGCCGCAUCACCAUUCGAUGGUAAUCAUGGCACCGACCUGGAUGAUCUCAAUACGGCGACAUGUUCAGGCCGUGGCGAUUGCCUCAAUGGUACCUGCUUGUGUGAAAUACGCUACGCAGGCGACGAAUGUAGUGGUUUCAAUUUACCCUACUAUGCGGGCAUAUCGAGCGUAUUCUAUUUUGUAGCCUUAAUAUCGGUAAUACAAUUGUUCAUUUGCAUAGUGGCCGAAUAUCAGAGACUUAAGCAGCCCUCGGUCUUACGAGCUUGCCGAGUGACUACACAAAAAUUAUUAUAUUUUAUGGUAUUUGUGGCGUCUUCCCUAAGAGGUGCCUAUUUUACAACACCGCUGGACUUACAACCUCAAUGGGCAGUUACUUUAAUGUCAGCUUAUUAUCCUUUAUUAAUGACUUGCGCCUCUUUAAUUGUUUGUAUGUGGGCUGAGAUCUUUCAUUUACGUGACAUACGCUGGGAGAAGUCACAAUUUUUGUCAAAAAGUUUUCUUGGAUUCGUUGCCUUCAAUUUUCUCUUGUACAGCCUAUUCGGUGUGGAAGUCUUCUCAGCCAUAAUUAAUGCCAAUCGUCAAAGUUAUGCUCACAUUUUCAAUGGCUGCUAUGCUGUUCUCUUACUGGUGGUCGUAGUUUUCUUCUUAAUAUAUGGUGUCGAAGUAUAUUUUAAGCUGCGCGGCGGUUUCGUUUACGAUCAGACUGGGAAAAUUUUAGGUCCCAGUGAAGCUAUAGUAAAUGUCUCACAAUUGCAUCAAUCACGUUUGGGCUUGUUAUCGCAAGCGAUUAUGCUGAUAGUGAUUGUGGGCUUUCUUACGUCAGAAACAUUGGCCGAUUUCUGGAAAACGAAAGUUCCCGUCUAUUCGCGGAAUUGGCAUGACAUUGUCUUCCGGAUUGUGGAGAUUGGCGUGGCACUUUGGUUUCCUUGCUGUUUAUGGAAUUCGAUGGCCCCCGAACAGCUAUGGAUAUUAAAUCCCCGAAAGCUUAUAUCUCGUCAAAUAGAUCCCUCCAUACCAACGACGUCGGCCGAGACGAAAACGCUAUCGCCUGAAGAGGGUCAAUCAUUUCUGGCGAAGAAAGACUGUUGGAUAUGUUACGAUAAUGACAAGCUCGAACCUCUAAUACAGCCGUGCCGCUGCACCGGCGAUGUUAGUUCCGUGCAUCACGAAUGUCUCAAACGUUGGCUAGUUGAAAGUUGUAACAACACUGAAGCUCAUCUAUCAUGUAAAGUAUGCGGUUUCCCCUACGAAGUGGAGAAAACGAAAAAACUCGAUUGGGAGAAGGGUUUCACUAUACAACAUUGGCUCAAAACUGUGAUUUUAAUAACAUUGAUGUGCGUAUCUGGUGCUAGUGCCUGGGUGGUGAUUCAGUUCUAUGUAGAUCCAUUAAUACGUGUAUUGACGGUAGGAAUAGCAGUGCUAAUAGGUUAUGUAUGCAUAAAAUGCUUAGGUGAGAACACAGUGGUCGCCUAUCAACGUGCCAAAGUAAGCAGCAUUAACAUUGUCACAAAGUCUGAAAUGGAAAAGCUACAUACCAUCUGUGAAGAUGUUAGCUCAGCUGAUUCUGGAAAUUGCUCAUCUUAAAAUCCAAAAUCUAGGCUCCAUUAAUAAUUUUAUUAUGUUUGAACAAAAAUUUUUGCAAUAUUAACUUCCUUACCCAUCCUCUAACCAUACUUAUUCUUCUCAUUAUUAUGUUUAAUUAUAUUAAAAUAUAAUUUUCAGAAAGUUAAGCACAUUUUAAAAACGAAAAGUAAUAAGAUAAGCGUAGAAAAACGAUUGAAGAAAAAUGUUCAAUUUAAAAAUCAUUGCGAGUAAGACAAAUAAUAUAUAAUAUGUAAUAAUAGUCAUAUAUGAUGGGUGCAGUUUAUCAAUCUAAGAGGCUGAGAGUGUCGCGCUACAUAUAGGGAUAGCGAAUAAUCGAUUGCAAAGGGAUUUAUGCACGAUCGAUCGCGCCGCCUUUUAGAAGAUUUCAACGUUCUCAUCAUGAGUUGAUGUCCAAUGCAAUUAACCUUAAAUCAAACACUUCGAUCGUGCAAACAAGAGAUACUUGACACUUCUGCUAUAUGCUAAUAAGCAAACUAGAAAUUGUUUAAUGAACUCUUCUAACGAUACUCGUUAUAAAAACGCUUGUGCUUAUGGAUGGCUACUUAAUGUCUCAUGCUAUCCCUAUUUGUUAGUUUUAAUAUAAACCUUAUGUUUGUUUCCCUUUAUAACCGAGUAGAGAUUAUAAGAAGUAUAAAAAAUAUAAUUGAUUUCUGUACAAUCAGAAAUCAUGAACGCAGCUUUCAAAUUGCAAAAGCAACAAAACCCAUUUACUAUAAUUAACCAGUGUAACAUUAUAUUUUACAUUGUAAUUGACAAACGCAUCACACAUAACACAUUCAAUAUUAAUUAUUUAUAUACAUUUUUUUUU
Messenger RNA from Glossina fuscipes, 2878 nucleotides. RefSeq lists its product as uncharacterized. Lineage: Eukaryota; Metazoa; Arthropoda; Insecta; Diptera; Glossinidae. The record is from RefSeq and is a predicted model, not a curated record. Gene Ontology annotation, molecular function: zinc ion binding. The coding region runs from base 385 to 2049 and encodes 554 amino acids. The transcript has 7 exons.